Molecule: messenger RNA, 1061 nt
Organism: Capsaspora owczarzaki ATCC 30864
Lineage: Eukaryota; Filasterea; Ministeriida; Capsasporidae
Product: solute carrier family 25
Exons: 4
Biological process (GO): mitochondrial transport; succinate transmembrane transport; phosphate ion transmembrane transport
Cellular component (GO): mitochondrial membrane
Molecular function (GO): succinate transmembrane transporter activity; thiosulfate transmembrane transporter activity; antiporter activity
Source: RefSeq, a predicted model, not a curated record
UCUUUCAAUUUUGCUUUGAUCUCAACGCAGCAGCAGCAACAGCAACAAGAGCAGCCGCCAAAGCCAAAGCCGGUGGUGCUGAAGCCAAUCUCGAACAUUGCGACAUUCGCAUUCGGUGGCCUUGCUGGAAUGGGCGCAACGUGCUUUGUGCAGCCGUUCGAUGUCGUCAAGAACAGGCUGCAAGUGAGCGGUGCAGGCGGCAACUCGUUCAACGCGCUCGCUUCCAUCCUCAAGACCGAGGGCAUCGCAGGUAUCUACAGCGGACUGUCGGCGGGCUUGCUGCGCCAGGCAACGUAUACCACGACACGUCUCGGCGUGUACAAUAGCAUUUCAGAGCGCAUGGUUGCACAGCACAACGGCGCAGCUCUGCCAUUCGUUUAUAAGCUCGGAGUCGGCAUGUUUGCCGGAGGAGUUGGCUCGAUGGUCGGCGUUCCAGCCGAGAUUGCCCUCAUUCGCAUGUCCACUGACGGCCGGUUGCCGGUGGAGAAGCGCCGUGGCUACAAGAACGCUUUCGACGCGAUUGCCCGUAUCAGCCGCGAGGAGGGUGUCCUGACCUUGUGGCGUGGCGCCACCCCGACCGUCAUCCGUGCCUGCGUGCUGAAUGCCACCCAGUUGGCCUCCUACUCUCAGGCCAAAGAGAUGCUCCAGACCUACAUGAGCAUGCGUGACGGCAUUCCGCUCCACACUGGCGCGAGUCUCAUUUCGGGCCUGCUAUCCACCAUUGUGUCCAUGCCAAUCGACAUUGCCAAGACCCGCUUGCAAAACAUGCAUGACAAGGAGUAUUCUGGCGUGCUUGAUGUGUGGCGCAAGACAGUCCGAAAGGAGGGUGUUUUGGCUCUGUGGCGAGGAUUUACUCCUUACUAUCUGCGAUUGGGUCCUCAUACUGUCGUUACUUUUAUUUUGCUUGAGCAGCUCAACAAGCUCUACCGCUCAGUGUUUUAAGCUGGAUUGUUUUUGUGUUGAUUGCAUGUUUUGCGUUGUGUGCUUUGGUUUGUGCCUUCUUGAAGGUCGAAAAAAGCUUCCCGAACAACGAUCGAUAACAACCAAACCGCGAUGUCCGA